Molecule: messenger RNA, 1026 nt
Organism: Lycium barbarum (goji berry)
Lineage: Eukaryota; Viridiplantae; Streptophyta; Magnoliopsida; Solanales; Solanaceae
Product: protein PELPK1-like
Exons: 1
Coding region: 1-1026 (341 amino acids)
Source: RefSeq, a predicted model, not a curated record
AUGGCUCAGCAUUACAACCUAACCUCCCUCUUCCUGCUCACAUUUAUCUAUUUUAUGCAAGACCGCAUGAUAACUAUUGCAACUGCACGCCGCCUUCUAGAGACGCCUCUCCCUAAAAUUCUUAAAUCAGAAUUUUUGAAAGCUUCAACCUUGCAAAAACAUGUGUCAAAGCCAGAGAUACCCGCUGGUCCAAAGGCUGAGGGCCCAUCAGCUUCGAAGCCCGAGUUUUCAAGUUGGCCAAAGUCCAAACUUCCAUCUUGGCCAAAGCCUGAGGUUCCAGCUGCGCCGAAGCCUGAAAUCCCAAGUGUGUCAAAGCCCGAGCUUCCAUUAUGGACAAAGCCCGAGAAACCUGCUGCUCCAAAGCCCGGAUUUCCAAGUUGGCCAAAGCCUGAGGUCCCAGCUGCGCCAAAGCCAGAAAUUCCAAGUCUGCCAAAGCCCGAGCUUCCUUCUUGGCCAAAGCCUGAGAAACCUGCUGCUCCAAAGCCAGAGUUCCCAAGUUGGCCAAAGCCUGAGGUCCCAGCUGCACCGAAGCCCCAUCUUCCAUCUUGGCCAAAGCCUGAGGUCCCAGCUGCACCGAAGCCCGAGCUUCCAUCUUGGCCAAAGCCUGAGGUCCCAGCUGCGCCGAAGCCCGAGCUUCCAUCUUGGCCAAAGCCCGAGAAACCUGCUGCUCCAAAACCUGAGUUUCCAAGUUGGCCGAAGCCCGAGCUUCCAUCUUGGCCAAAGCCCGAGAAACCUGCUGCUCCAAAGCCCGAGUUUCCAAGUUGGCCAAAGCCCGAGCUUCCAUCUUGGCCAAAGCCUGAGGUACCAGCUGCGUCAAAGCCUGAGCUUCCAUCUUGGCCAAAGCCUGAGACACCUGCUGCUCCAAAGCCAGAGUUUCCAAGUUGGCCAAAGCCUGAAAUCCCAAGUGUGCCAAAGCCCGAGCUUCCAUCUUGGCCGAAGCCUGAGGUCCCAGAUGUGUCAAAGCCCAAGCUUCCAAGUUGGCCAAAACCUACGUUUUCUCCACCACACCAACCCGCUACUCCUUGA